This is a messenger RNA of Corapipo altera (White-ruffed manakin), 4184 nucleotides long. RefSeq names its product glutamate decarboxylase like 1 (gene GADL1). Lineage: Eukaryota; Metazoa; Chordata; Aves; Passeriformes; Pipridae. The transcript has 15 exons. Gene Ontology annotation, cellular component: cytoplasm. Bases 121 to 1653 code for a protein of 510 amino acids. Gene Ontology annotation, biological process: carboxylic acid metabolic process. The record is from RefSeq and is a predicted model, not a curated record. Gene Ontology annotation, molecular function: pyridoxal phosphate binding; carboxy-lyase activity.
AGGAGCAGCGGGGCGGCUGCGGGAGUGCGGGGCGAAAGCUGCGGGAUCGGUUUCUCUCGGCGCGGGAGCCACGCCGGGGAGGUGCCUCCCCUCCUUCUCCGGUCCCACCUCGACGGCGAGAUGGAGGUUGGUGUUUGCAAACAGGAGAUGCUCCAGAAGAAGAAUGCUGUUUUGGUGGAUGGGGUCAUCCUAAAUGGUCCAAUAAUGGACUCAAAAGCAGGAGAGAAGUUUGUGGAAGAGGCGUGUAAGAUUAUAAUGGAAGAAGUUAUCCAGAAAGCUGAUGAUGUAACAGAAAAGGUCUGUGAAUGGCAAGCCCCUGAAACUCUUAAACAGAUUCUUGACCUGGAAAUGAGAGACACUGGAGAAUGUCACCAGAAACUCCUGCAACUCUGCCGGGAUGUUAUACGAUACAGCGUCAAAACCAGUCAUCCAAGAUUUUUUAAUCAGCUCUACGCUGGAAUAGAUUAUUACUCGUUAGUGGCUCGUUUUAUUACAGAAGCACUGAACCCAAGUGUAUAUACAUAUGAAGUAUCCCCUGUGUUUCUUUUGGUGGAAGAAGCAGUCAUCAAGAAAAUGAUUGAGUUCAUAGGCUGGGAAGAGGGUGAUGGCAUAUUUAAUCCAGGUGGCUCUGUUUCUAAUAUGUAUGCUAUGAACUUAGCAAGAUACAAGUUUUGUCCUGAGAUAAAGGAGAAAGGGCUUUCAGGUCUGCCAAGACUAGUCAUGUUCACUUCAGAAGAGUGUCAUUACUCCAUGAAGAAGGCAGCCUCCUUCCUGGGUAUUGGUACAGAGAAUGUUUACUUCAUCAGAACAGAUGAAAGAGGUAAGAUGAUACCUGAGGAACUGGAGAAACAAGUCCAGCGGGCCAGGAAAGAGGGGUCAGCACCAUUUCUUGUCUGUGCUACAGCAGGCACAACAGUGCUGGGAGCAUUUGAUCCUCUGGAUAAAAUUGCUGAUAUCUGUGAAAAGCAUGGCCUCUGGCUUCAUGUUGAUGCUUCUUGGGGUGGCUCGGCUUUGAUAUCAAGGAAGCACUGCAGACUUCUUCAUGGCAUCCACAGGGCUGAUUCUGUUGCCUGGAAUCCCCAUAAAAUGUUGUUGGCAGGAAUACAGUGCUGUGCUCUUCUGGUGAAAGACAACUCUGGCCUUCUGAAGAAAUGUUACUCUGCUGAGGCUGCAUACCUGUUCCAGCAGGACAAGUUCUAUGAUGUCAGCUAUGACACUGGUGACAAGUCCAUUCAGUGCAGCAGACGUCCGGAUGCAUUCAAAUUCUGGCUGAUGUGGAAAGCAUUGGGAACAACAGGCCUGGAGGAGAGAGUAAACAGGGCACUGGCUUUGGCAAGAUAUCUAGUGGAGGAAAUUAAAAAAAGAGAGGGAUUUCAGCUUCUUUUGGAGCCGGAGUUUGCAAACGUCUGCUUUUGGUACAUUCCACCAAGCUUAAGAGAAAUGGAGGAUGGACCUGAGUUUUGGCAAAAGCUGCACCAGGUUGCUCCUAUAAUUAAAGAGAGGAUGAUGAAGAAGGGCAGCAUGAUGCUUGGGUACCAGCCUCACCGGGGCAAAGUCAACUUCUUCCGUCAGGUGGUGAUCAGCCCACAAGUUAGCCGAGAGGACAUGGACUUCUUGCUGGAUGAAAUUGAACUUCUUGCUAAGGACUUGUAGCUGUAGAUCGACAGCAUCAGGUGCUGCUCACGUGUGAUAUUUAUGGAGAGAGAGUGGCAGCAGCAUUCUGGUGUUAUUCUGUGAAAGGUAGUAAAAAGCUUGACAUAUAGUUUGGAAACUGUCGUUGUAUAGAUUGAAGUUGAGAACUUUGCAGGUAGAACACCCCUUCACUGGAAAGUAUUUGCUGAUGGGGGCUGGGACAGGCUGGUUCUUGCAGCACCAUUGCUGCCAUUCUAAGAAGUGUUUCCUCGGGUGCACUUCUGCAAAUGGUAUCUAUGUCCCAAGGAAGGCAGCUAUUUUCUGGGUGCCUGUGCACAGUGUAGCUCAAACUGGUCACUUGCGUAUGCAGGCAAUAUUCCUUUGAAGUUGCUGUGAGGAGUGGUUUAGCUCAGUGAGCCUUAAGAUCCUAGUUAAUUAUCUACUCUGUCAAUAUUUUAGUUUGGUUGGUAAUUGAACUGAUAAGACUGGAAAUUUUGAACUUAUAUGAAGAGUUCCUCAAGGGCCCUAGCUAAGUGGAUUGCCCAGGUUUUUUGCUGUGAGCACAGGCAGACUGGAAUGAGGCUCACUGCAGUCACCACACUGGGAGGUUUGCAGGAACCUCCUGCACAAAGUCCUGAGUAACCAAUAUUGACCCUGCUUUGAGCAGGUUGAACCAGGUGACCUAUUAAGGUCCAUUCCAACCUACAGGAUUUUGUGAUUCUAGGAAACACAGUCAUUGGGUCCAGUCAGUGUUUGCCAGUGUUGUGCACCCAAAAUAUCACCACUGCUUUAGCACAGCUGAGAAUAUUGGAAUAACACUUAGAAUUUCUUAACUCUUUAACAAGAGUUACCUACCAUUUCUGAACUACUGUUUACCUUCUUCUAUUUUUAAAGUAUAAAGAUUUAUUUAGAAGCUUUUAGAUGCACUUUAAAAUUAUAACAGAGAAAAAAUAUAUAUUUACCCAAAAGAUGCAUAUUUUUGUGCAUAGUGACUAUAUAUUAAUAAUAUAGCAAAAUUACUUAUUUGUCAUUAUUUGUUUUGUAUUUUGCUACAGAUUUGAGAUGACUUGAUCUUAUGUUAUCAGUGUAUAAUUUGUAAUUUGACUCUGAAAUUACAGUAGUAGUGAUCAGAGAAGAUCUUCCUGUGAUUUUAGAAUAUGAACAGCUUGAACAUUUUUGGUCAAUCUUAGGUUAGAAAACUAAGUUCUGCACUUUGUGUUUAUGUUAAGAGUUAAAGUGUAUCUUUCAUCUGUUUUUAUUCUAUAAAAAUGAUCUGUUUUAUAAAGAUAGAAAUUUAUUUCUUGGGAUGAAGUUCUUGCAGCAAACUAAUGGAAAUAGCCAUGUCUUUCACCUUGUAACCAACAUCUACUUAAGUCUAACGUUUUGAUGUUUGUUCCUUAUUCUGUAUUUGAGGUAGCACUGACCAAUAUGAACCUUUCUGCUAUAAUGUUUUCUGUCCUGAAAGCUGUCUUUAAAAAUAACACUUUCUCAUUUUCAUUUCCUACACUGUACUAGGAUCCAACAUUGCAUGAAAUUCCUACUUCCAAUCUCCAAGAAGAUGGUGUGAAAAGUUUAGCAAGGUCUUGAUAACCAAGGAGGUCACCCUAUCAGAGCAGUAGUUAGGAGCAAGAGUCAUCCUGCAGCCCCUGACAGAUGCCUUUAACAGUGUCCUGGAGGUGAAUACACUUGUGCUAUCAUAGUGAUCUAAUGAACUUUAAAGCAAACCCAUGUUGAUAGUAAUAUAAAAACGAGUAUCAUAAUGUGGGCCCUAGAUUUUGCCUUUUAAUACUCACAAAUCACUCAAUCAUUAACUGACUUGUCUUCUGCCUGUACCAGCUACCAGGAUCUUAGAAAGCCCAUACCUAAAUUCAGGGCCCGUGAGGCUUGUUUUGCCUCCCGGUCACUCUGGGUGGAGUGCAAAGUACACAAGGAGUGCUGGAUGGAUGGGAUGACUUUGGUGUUGCUUCCUGAGUUAGACAAGAUUGUUAUCCCUUCUCCUUCUUUUUUUUUUUGACCUUGAAGGGAAAGACAAUACAGUGUCAGGAUGUUUUGUUUAUGGUGAGUACUUGAUUUUUGAUUCAUGAAGAAGUUAUGACACCUUUCAUCAGCACCACCACUAUCAAAGAAGUGUUACUGUCUUGUUUCUCUUCAUGUUUUUAGUGCAUUUCUCUGUUUCCAGAUACUGUAACACUUAUGGCACAUGUAAGACUGAAGUAACACAGUUUGUUUCUGUAACAGUAGUGGCUAUAGUAUUUUUAAAUGAGAGCAAGCUGGAACUUCUUUUGUGUUUGCAAAAAAUAGGUCUCUGAUCAACAUGUGCACUGAUUUCUUCAAAGCUAUAGGUUAACCUUCCAGUGUGAUGUGAGUACCUUAUCUAAUCUCCAUAUAAUUUGUAUUAUUUCUGACGCUUUAUCAUGUCCCAGGUGCACAAUAUUUCAGGACUAAUGUAAUUUUCUUAUUGUUGCUUAUUUAGAACUAGUAUGUACAAAAUAUCUAUUUUGUAGCUGGUGAUUUUAAUAAAAAGUGAAGUAAAUGACAACCUUAUAAUUAUA